AUGAGCAACUCUCUCGAUAUCCAUGACAUACUCCAGACGGGGUACUUCACCACGUCGAGAGCAAGGCAUGGCCACUCAGCAUCUGUCGAUUCCUCGACUCGCCCUGGGCGCUCAUACGAAUCGACUGAACCACCCGUCUCUCGCAUCGCGCCUCGAUACUACGACGACAUUCCGCAUCGGCGCCGCUCAAUCCUGCCCCCGCCAACCGUUGAAGAUGAAGCUGAGUCACUCGCCAAGGAGUUUGGUGGCCGCGUCAAACCUGUCUUGGAAGAAGAGCCCCAAUCAAGAGGAGAAAUUGACCAGCAGCCACUUAUGCUAGAAGUCCAUGAGUUCAACCCUGAGCGUCGCUUUGUUAUUGUGCCGGGGUCGGAGAGUGCGACUGAUGACGGCGCAUCCAGAGACAAGCUUCGCCAGGAGAAGGAAAAGAAGAAAGAGAGAAAGAAGGCAUCCGCCUCUCCUUCGCCCGAAGCAUAUACCCGAAAGACCAACGAACCUGAAAAGAAGGACUCCGAUCGCCUUGGUGACGCUAUUCCGAGAUUAGAGAGACGUGGAAGCAGACAGGAGUUACCUCGGUUGGAGACAGAUAUAGAGGAGAACCGGAUACCAAGCCACCACCGAAGCAAAUCUGCUGCUAGUGGCAUCCGCCCGGAGUUCGCCCAGUCAUACCGCAAGUAUGGGGAAGAAUAUCUUUCGCCGCAGGUAACCAAGCAUGGGUCGAGUGGUCGGGAUAAGACGUAUUAUGGAUAUGGCCAGCCACCUACCCAGAGUAGCGUCAGUCUGGGAGAACCAAAUGACAAGAAAUGGGAUGACGACAAGUACCAUAGACGAAGCGCGACAGUGUCAGCCGAGAGGCCAAAUUCAAGCUUCGAAGCAUCCCGGAGACCUACAUCGAAUGACCGCAUCAAUGGACCUCGACCGCUAGAUGGCAACCGACCACCUCGAGACGACCUGAGAGAGGGCGGCCAUGCGGCCUAUAAGUCAUCUCCUGUCGACAACUUGAGAGCUCCCCAAAACUCUCGCUCUCCUUCAAGAGUUCCUACCAUGCCCUUGGUGUCGGCGAACUCAGCUGAACCGCCAGAUGACUGGGUACCGAACCGCCGCGUUUCCACUACCUUUCCAAUCGGCCGCGACAAGACUUCACAGGAACAUAAAACCCCUCCAGCGAUUUACCUUCCUUAUCCAGACGAUGAUGAUGCUAUUGUCGCCUGGCCGGAUGCAUCAGCAGAGGGAGACGAUGGGCGGCAAGCGCAGGCGGUUAGCGCGACAUCUGUCUUGAUGCCUCCCAUCCCUCAAAUCGACGACGAGCUUGUCGCCCCGGAUGACAAGUCUGUUAGAUCACCGUCCCCCAAAGAGCCAGCUGUGGUAACAAAACCUUGGCAGCCUCCCCCAUUUGAUCCCAACAAAUCUGGGGUGCGUCCAGACCAAACAGUCGGGUCAUACCGGCGCUAUUCUGAGACCAGAGGUCACGAAGGGCAAUCAGAUCUUCCAAAUAUACCAGAGUGCAAGCGCACGGUGCCAGUAGCAGGCAAGAUGGACUGGCUUACACUUCCUAGGACGGAUUUCAACAUCUGCCCUGAUUGUUACGGUGCCGUGUUUGCAGAAACCCAAUUUCGAACCCAUUUUCAUCCAGUGCUACGGCCGACUGGUAACCCAAUUGCAUGCGAUUUUGGCUCAUCACCAUGGUAUCGGAUCGCCUGGCUACUCACGCUGAAACACAAAGUGCCAGACCUGCAGCUGUUUCAUCAUCUCGCAACCAUCAUGAUGGAGUCUCGCGACUAUCCGUGCCCGCUGGAACGAAAGGUAACACGAGUCUGGUAUACUGUCAAAGACCCCUACACGAGGCGACCUGUACCUGAAUUUGCAGUAUGUUAUCAAUGUGCAAAGACGGUGGAGACAUUGUUUCCAAAUCUUACCGGCGUUUUUAUCCCACUUGAUUCUCGAGGCGACCCGUCGCGAAAUGUCUGCUCUCUUCACUUCACGCCCCAAAGAAAGCAAUUCGUGCUCUUCUUCGAUGCCUUUGAAACCACGUCGGACAAGAGCUAUGUGACCAACAAAAAGCCAGACUACGGCGAUUUAUCCAUGAUGCUUACACGGCUGAGCACUCUGAACGAGUGCCGCGAGGACCGCCGCGUGAGCGAUGGAUACUGGUAUGUGAUGGAGUAUCUACCAGAUUUCACCGUUUGUGGGGAAUGCUAUGAAGAUGUGGUUCGGCCUCAGCGCACGGAAGAUAAUGUGAUUGCCCAAAACUUUUACAUGAAGCCCACGAAGCUGCCCGUUGCCACUUGCCAGCUCUAUUCUCCUAGGAUGAGAGAAAUUUUCAAGAGGGCCUGCAGGAACAAGGAUCCCGAAUAUCUCGAGGCAAAAGUUCGAGAGCGAUUGAAGAUCGAGAAGGACGUACACGCCAAAUUUCUCGGUCUCGUCAGAGAUAAGCGUAAUAGCGCAUGGACGGACGAACAGAUUGACAAGCUGAGUAGGGAGUGGAAGAGAUGGGAAUAA
This is a messenger RNA of Trichoderma virens Gv29-8, 2496 nucleotides long. RefSeq lists its product as uncharacterized. The record is from RefSeq and is a predicted model, not a curated record. Bases 1 to 2496 code for a protein of 831 amino acids. The transcript has 3 exons. NCBI's taxonomy places the organism in Eukaryota, Fungi, Ascomycota, Sordariomycetes, Hypocreales, Hypocreaceae.